CAAAUGUUUGGAUCUGCACGUGUGAGGUGACGGAGACGCAUCAGCUGCUGAGGUGGCGCUGACGCUGGUCCUCAGCAUCACCGCCGCACCACACCCUCCUCACAGCGGCAGCAGCAGCAGCAGUGACCGGCGGCAUGAUGCGGAUCUCCCUGCUGGUUCUGGCCCUCACCGCGGUCUGCGACGGCAUCCUCCCCGAGAUAGUGUACUCAGGAGUCGACCACAUUCUGGAGGAUCACUCGGCCCCAGGACAAACGGAGCAGGGCCGGGCGCUUGUGGAGGUGGAGCAGCUGCAGGAUGCGACUCACCCAAGAGACAACAACAGUGUCAGCCUGAGCCCCGAUCCCAGUAACCUUCCUCCAGAUCAUCACAGUGAAUCCGCUUCUGAUAAAGUGAUUGAUAAUGAAUCUGUCCACACAUCAUCAGUAGACCGGGAGAGCCACAACAUGACCAGCACAACCGUCCCAUACAGUGACCUGGGAAACACUAUUGAUCAUGGAUGCAUCACUGAUGAGGACUGUGGGAAAGGAAAGUAUUGCCUUAAUGUCAUGCACGGCUCCAAGUGUUUGCCUUGCAAAGCAAUCGAUGUGUCGUGCACUAAAGACGAGGAGUGCUGUGCUGAUCAGCUGUGUGUGUGGGGUCAGUGCAGUCCAAAUGCAACGAAAGGAGAAGCUGGCAGCACUUGUCAAUACCAGACGGACUGCAGCCCAGACCUCUGCUGUGCUUUCCAUAAAGCCCUGCUCUUCCCUGUGUGCUUGGCCAAGCCCAUUGAGCGUGAGCGAUGCUUCAGUGCCUCCAACCACCUGGCGGAGCUGUUGUCCUGGGACAGUCAGGACAAGGGACCCAGGAAACACUGCCCCUGUGCAGGAGAGCUCCACUGCCAGCACCUGGGGAGAGGGUCCAUGUGUCUGACAGGAGAAGAUUCCAGUGAAGAGGACAUGGCAGACACACUGUACUCAGAGAUAGACUAUAUCAUCUAGACACAGCUUCAUUUAUUUCACAUUGCCUUGGAAACAACUAGACUGAGGUCUCGACUUUAGAGCUUUGCACUUUCUGUUAUCCAGCUCAAUCCAAAGUCAUCAAGUUAUACCACACUGAAAGUAGAGAAAACUAUUUAUUUUAUUUGCUGUAAUUAAGACCUGAAGUUUUGAAAAUGUAGAUAUAAAAGCCACUAACAAAGACAGGAAACUGUCUCGAUACUUAACACUGGUUUAUUCUAUAUACUGCAAUUCUAUAUUUGAUCGUAACUCUAAUCCUCCUAAUAAACACUGCACAUUGAUUACAACUAUAAACACUGAGUGCAUGGAGACCUUUCACCUCAUUGUUUAAAUUGAACAUCACCUGCAUGAAGCUUCAGUGGACCACGUGUAUGAAAGGAAUCUGUCAACAUCUAGCUGCUGCCAGUGUACAGCAGUUUGUCUUUUUGUCAUGAAAGAACUUUUCCCUCCUUUUACUUUUCGGCAUAAAUCUAAUUCUGGCUGCUUGUUGAUGUGUAGAGUUUCUUUUUUCCUGUGACACUUUCUCCUGUUAUUUCUAAGUAAUUCUUUUGGCAAACCUUGCUGCUUGAUCCUCAUCAAGCUGCUGUCAUGUCAUCACUGUCACGCCUGUGUUAGGCCUACAACAGCCAGUGGCCGGAGGCAUUAUGUUUUCAGGUAGUCAGUUCGUCCUUCCAAUUCUCCUGAAUGUGAUAUCUCAAGAACGCCUUGAGGAAAUUACCUAGGAUUUGGCACAAACGUUCACUUCGACUCAAAGAUUAACUGAUUUGAUUUUUGUGGCUGGAGGUCAAAGGUCAGGGUCACUGUGACCUCUCAAAAUACAUGUGAUCUGAAUGCAAUAUCUCAUGAACAACUUAAAGGAUUCCUCUUAACUUUGGCACAUAUCACAGAUUAGCUGAUUCAAUUUCAGAGGUCAAAUGUCAUGGAUCUGGAAAACAAAUGUAUGUAAAGAGAAACUAGUUGGCGGAGGCUGGUCUACAUCUGCCCUUUCAGCUCUUGUUUUACAAUACAGUGUCCCCUCACAACACCCAAACAUCUC
Molecule: messenger RNA, 2031 nt
Organism: Paralichthys olivaceus (Japanese flounder)
Lineage: Eukaryota; Metazoa; Chordata; Actinopteri; Pleuronectiformes; Paralichthyidae
Gene: dkk3a
Product: dickkopf WNT signaling pathway inhibitor 3a
Biological process (GO): multicellular organism development; negative regulation of canonical Wnt signaling pathway
Cellular component (GO): extracellular region
Molecular function (GO): co-receptor binding; receptor antagonist activity
Source: RefSeq, a predicted model, not a curated record